Prunus dulcis (almond) is the source of this 1692-nucleotide messenger RNA. RefSeq lists its product as uncharacterized. Lineage: Eukaryota; Viridiplantae; Streptophyta; Magnoliopsida; Rosales; Rosaceae. Gene Ontology annotation, molecular function: nucleic acid binding; zinc ion binding. The record is from RefSeq and is a predicted model, not a curated record. The coding region runs from base 64 to 1530 and encodes 488 amino acids. The transcript is spliced from 3 exons.
GGUAUCAGAGCAUUAGGUUCAUUUUCCUUCGACUUUCGCGCUUUUGUUGCGUUGUUGAAACUAAUGAUUCUAUGGUUUCUUUUGUGUAGAAUUAUGCAUCCUAGACGUCCUAGGACGAGGGGUGGUCGUAUUCCGAGAUGGGGAGCAAAUCCUCCACCUCCAUCUCCACCACCUUCUCCACCUUCAUCACCUCCACCUCCACCAUCUCCACCUGCCGGAGAGCAUGAUGGAGGGAAUGACCUCGAUUUACGACACCUGUUAUCUCAGUUCACCCGAACCGUGUCUACAGCCUUACAGGGGAGACGAAAUACUGAAGGCUCCGACAUUAAGAGGGUUAAAGAAUUGGGGGCGAAUGAGUUUCAUGGUGGUGCUGAUCCUGCUGAGGCUGACGCUUGGCUUACAGAUGUCGAGCGAAUAUUUGAGGUUCUUCAGUGCCCUGAUAGAGAUAGGGUUCGCCUGGCCGCUUUUCUUCUGAAGGGGAAUGCCUACCACUGGUGGAAGGCAGUCCGCAGAGGGUAUGCUAAUCCUGCUGUUCUUACUUGGGAGGAGUUUCAGAGAGUGUUUUUCGAUCAGUUCUACCCACAUUCUUACAAGAAUGAGAAGAAGUCUGAGUUUCUGCAUCUGAGACAGGGUUCCAUGUCAGUGCUGGAGUAUGAGCACAAAUUUAAUGAGCUGUCCAGGUUUGCACCUGAGUUGGUCACCACAGAGGAAGACAGGUGUACCCGUUUUGAGGAGGGUUUGUGGUUAGACAUCCAGGCAGUAGUCACUGCCAACACAUAUCCUACCAUGAGAGCCUUGGCUCAAGCAGCAGAUAGAGUGGCCAGGAAGUACAGUUUGGGAGCGGGCAUUGGUAGGCGCCGCAGGGACUCCUCAGGUUUUGGUGAGCCAAGUCAGGGUCCAUCAAAGAGGGGUGGAUCCAGCUCUAAUUCUGCUGGUAGUGAAUGGUCGGGAGGACGUGGUUCCAGUUCAGGCGGUGGGAGGUCUGGCUCACGACCAGCUUGGAGCCAGCAGUCGGGACAGCAGUCGGUGACCAGUACAGCCAAGGAUUUUUCGCAACAGUAUAAUGCAACCUGUCACGGUUGUGGGCAGACAGGACAUCUCAGGAGGGACUGCCCACAACGUGGGCAAACCAGUGGCCCUAGCCGGAGGAGUGGAGUGUCAUGUUAUCAUUGCGGGCAGACAGGGCACUAUAGGAGUGAGUGCCCACUCCUUACUGUUGGUGGUACUGCUGAAAAGGAGACUUGGGCCCAACAAGGGCAAGGCAAUAGAGGACAGGGUCAGACAGAGAGUGGUGCUUCAUCAUCUGCAGCGGGUUCGUCAUCAAACAGUGGGGUGCAGUCCACUUUUCGGGGUAGGAGUGGUAGGAGCCAGAGAGGCCCGUCUGGACGCUCUACUACGCAUGCCCGUGUGUUCUCGAUGACCCAGCAGGAGGCCCAGGCCACACCCGACUUGAUCACCGGUACUCCGACCACGCAUACGCAGCAGGCGGGACCCUCUCAGGGUCAAGCAGCGUGGGACUACUUCCAGUAGUUGACUGAGCUCCGCAGCACAGCCGGAUCGUGCGCUUCCGAGCCUUGAGCCUUCGUAGGACUCUUUCUUCAUGUUAUUUCCUUUGAACUCUGUUUUGUUGAAAUUGAAGUUCUUAGACAUGCUCUGUUAUCGCCCUGUUAGGGUUUGAUUUGUGAGGCCGGA